This is a messenger RNA of Lycium barbarum (goji berry), 894 nucleotides long. RefSeq names its product protein MAIN-LIKE 2-like. NCBI's taxonomy places the organism in Eukaryota, Viridiplantae, Streptophyta, Magnoliopsida, Solanales, Solanaceae. The coding region runs from base 53 to 538 and encodes 161 amino acids. The transcript has 2 exons. The record is from RefSeq and is a predicted model, not a curated record.
CCAGAGUCGGCUUUUGUUGUCGGCCCUUUACGCUCACUUGCGCCUCACAGACAUGCAGCAUCCGAUUGGAGAGGACACGCCUCAGGCUGAUGUUGAUCGACGUGCGCGUCUAUACCUGCUCAUCAUAUUCGGGGCCAUCCUAUUCCCGAACACUUCGGGUUCGCAUAUGAGCUUGAGGUAUCUUCGGUAUAUCGACGAUCUCGCCGAGAUAGGAUGUUAUAGUUGGGGCGCUGCUGUGCUGGGCUACAUGUAUCGAGGAUUCUGCCGAUGUUCUAUGGGCACGAGGGUAGAGGUCCCUGCAUUUUGCUCGCUUCUUCAGAUAUGGGUGUGGACUAGGUUGAGACCUUUUCAGCCCAUACCAGCUGACCCUCCCGCUGACUAUCUUACUGUCCCGAUGCCAUACGCGCGGAGAUGGUCGCGAGGCGUACGCCGACGUAUGGAGACGCACCACAGCCUUCUCCCGUUUAGGGAUCAGCUGGACCGCAUGACGGCACAGACGGUAUGUUCAUAUUUUGGAUUCACACGCUUGACCACAUAACUACUAUUUUAGUCUUUUGUUGUUAACUAGUUCAAUUCUUUUUACAGGCUUUUAUAUGGACGCCGUAUGAUCAUAUUUUGGAUGAGCUGCCGGCGUUUUGUAGGGCUGGUCAGCACAUGUGGAUGUCGCGGUGUCCAUUGAUACAUAUGGAUAUCGUUGAGUAUCACGCGCCCGACCGCGUGUUACGACAGUUUGGGUAUGUACAGAAUAUACCCGUGGCUACGGUUUGGGAGCAUGACCACUAUGCGAGGGACGAGCGUGCGGGCGUCGAUGAUGCAUGGCGACUCCAUAUGCAGCAGCAGGUCCAGAGUUGGGAUGUGAGGAUGGCGAGCCUAGCGGUGGUCGGACAUGACACU